AUCACCGAGAUAUUCAUUAUGAGUCAGAAUAUUAUGAAAAUUUAUGAUUUUUUUUUGUUUUGGUCGGAAGUUAAUUAAGGGCUCGCAGGUACAUUACAUUGAUGCUAACAUAUUGGUUUUGCGAGAAGAGUAUGAGACGAAGAGGGGCAUUUAAAAGCGGACUGAACGUUGGUCCACGGCCAGUCACGCUUAUACAACGGACGAGAAAAUUUCUCCAGAUGCAAGACUAGAUUUAUAAAAUGCUCACCACAGCGAUGUUGUUGCUGAUAAUUAUAUUGCUGUUGUUAUAUUUAGACUGUCAAAAACCAAAAGGAUAUCCACCAGGUCCAAGAUGGUGGCCCAUUCUGGGUUCUUUACUGGAGAUAGCGCGUAUUCGUCAAGAGACCGGAUAUCUCGUCAAGACUUGUUCGGCACUCUGCAAGAAAUACGGUUCUAUUGUGGGCCUAAAGAUCGGUACAGACCGCAUCGUUGUUCUAAAUGACUUGGAAAGUAUACAGGCGAUGCUGAAUAACCCAGAUUGUGACGGCAGGCCGAACGGACCAUUUUACAAAGCCAGAACUUGGGGCCGCAGAUUAGGUCUCAUUGUGGUGGAUGGCAAAUUAUGGAUAGAGCAACGGCGAUUCGUGUUGCGACACUUACGAGAAUUUGGUUUUGGCCGGACCAGUAUGGCCACAAUCAUCGAGGACGAAGCGUUAAAGCUGAUGGAACAUUUUAAGAAACUCCUUCAAAAUAGCUAUAAUUAUGAUACUGACAUCCGAAAAACAACGAUGAAUAACAACAAUAUCGGCCAAAUAUACAAGCUUCAGAAAAAUCCGAAAAAUAAUCUCAGUAAAUCAAAGUUGCAUAAUGAGUUUAAUAAAAUCAAUGAUAAUAAACUCAAUCGUAAACCUCGUACAGUGGCGGACAUGUACGUAAAGGCCGAAAAUUAUGCUGAAGUCAGAAAAGUUUCCCAAUCUGCUGGAAUGAUAAUACCUAUGCAUGAUGCCUUUGGUGUGACCGUACUAAACACUCUUUGGAGGAUGAUGGCUGGUAAAAGAUAUGAUACUGGUGACAAGGAACUUAUUCAUUUACAACGAAUCCUUACAAAGCUUCUGAAAGAAAUCGAUAUGAUCGGUGCAAUUUUCGGUCAUUUCCCAUUCCUACGUUUUAUCGCGCCAGAAAUGUCCGGUUAUAAGGCAUUUGUAGAAACGCAUCGAGAAUUAUGGACAUUUUUAAAAGAAGAAUUAUACAAUCAUAAAAAUACAUAUAUACCAAAUUUACCGCGAGAUUUAAUGGAUGUCUAUCUAACUGUGUUAAAUUCGAAAAACUGCACCGAUACAUUUUCAGAGUCCCAGCUAUUGGCAAUCUGUGUAGAUCUCUUCAUAGCAGGUUCCGAAACAACUUCAAAAGUACUCGGUUUCGGAUUUUUAAAUCUAAUAUUAUUUCCACAUGUUCAGAAGAAGGCACACGAAGAAAUAGAUAGAGUUAUUGGCCGUGACAGAUUUCCAACAUUAGCCGACAAACCAAGUAUGCCAUAUCUUCACGCUAUCGUUCUGGAAUCCAUACGAAUGUUUGUUGGCCGCACUUUAAAUGUUCCACAUAGAGCUUUGAGAGAUACUUCUAUCGCGGGCUACAAGAUACCAAAGGACACAAUGCUCAUUGUGAAUUACAAUACAAUACUCAUGGAUGAAACCUGGGAUAAUCCGGAAGAUUUUCAACCGGAGAGAUUCCUCGACGACGACGGCAAUAUUGUUACACCAGAAAAAUAUUUUCCUUUCAGCUUUGGCAGACACCGUUGUAUGGGGGAGACAUUAGCCAGAAGUAACAUUUUCAUUAUAACGGCUACAUUGCUACAAGCAUUCACCUUUUCAGUGGUGCCUGGUGAACCACGACCAUCCACGCAAGAAUUUGUAGAUGGUGCCACCGCUGGUCCCAAACCGUACAGAGCGUUGGUUACCCUGAGAACGUAAACUAGAUAUUUGAGUGAAGCAUUAUUUUCAGAAUGAAUAGUCUCUACUUAUCUAGGUCUCUUCUCAGAUUAAACAUUCUAAAUAUAUAAGAUUAUUCUUUUUUAGUAUAUAUUUAUAUAUUUUCAAUUAUGAAUCUGAUUAUAUUGUACAGAUAAUAAGAUAAAAAAUAUAAUAUAUCAUCGAUACACAAUGUUUUGUCACAAAAAUAUAUUUUUAUUAUCAUUGUUUUAUAUAUAUAGGAAUACAGACAAAGUAUAUAUAUACAUAUAAAGAAAGCUACGCGAAAUAAAUAAUUGUUUGUACAUUAGAAGAAUAUACUUUUUAUAUCACCGUUUGUUCAUCAGAUAAACACUUCAAUCGACAUUCUUGCAUCGCACGUUUGAUAAUGAUAAUGAUUUAUUCCUAUUAUAGCAAUGCAAAUUGAAGAAUCACACUUACGUGAACCAUAAACUUUACGCGCGAAUAAAUUAGUAGUGAAUAUUAAGAAUAAGAAUAUCGAAACGCGCGAACAAUGCAGGUACAGUUUAAUUAAAUCCUCAAACUUAAAGCACGAUCUUAUAAAAAGCAAGAAACAUUUAUGCUAUUUCAGACUUAACAACGUGCCAUUGUACAACACCCAGUAAACAUUCGUGUAAACAAAAGCGUGAAUAUCAGAGACAAUUUCAUUAUAUUACCAUCCCAUUAUUUUUACACUUUAGCAAACGCCACAUAUAUUUAAAAAAAAUAUACAAAAUGCUCGAUCAUUCAUUUCUUUGUAAUAGAUUGAUUUGGACGGUAUUGAAUUAAUAACUGAUUCAUUCAAUGUAUAACAUGAUAGCAAAA
Molecule: messenger RNA, 2771 nt
Organism: Pogonomyrmex barbatus (red harvester ant)
Lineage: Eukaryota; Metazoa; Arthropoda; Insecta; Hymenoptera; Formicidae
Gene: Cyp303a1
Product: Probable cytochrome P450 303a1
Biological process (GO): xenobiotic metabolic process
Cellular component (GO): intracellular membrane-bounded organelle; cytoplasm
Molecular function (GO): oxidoreductase activity, acting on paired donors, with incorporation or reduction of molecular oxygen, reduced flavin or flavoprotein as one donor, and incorporation of one atom of oxygen; steroid hydroxylase activity; heme binding
Source: RefSeq, a predicted model, not a curated record